AUAUAUUAAAUGCUUAAAAACAAAAAAUCAUAAAAUUAGAAUCCGAAUAAAGAUUUGAGUGUCUGUCCAACUAAUAAACUUCAACUAUCAUUUCUUGAUCAACCGCUUUUACCUACUCCUUGGAGGAAUUAUAAACAUUAUAACAUUCAAACACCAACUAUCUUAAUUAAAGAAACUGACAGAGUUGAAUAAUUGUCUUACCAAAUUGAUAAACUUAAACCUCGCUAUAGCAGAUCAUUAACUAAAAAUAGAUAGAAAUAUUUUGUUGAUACAGAAUAAAAUGUUUAUGAUCCUAAAACAAUCGAGAAAUAGAUUUUAAAUGGUAGUUGUCUUAAAUUUAAUGAAGAUUUAAGUGCAAAUCUUUAUUUAGAAUAACCAUAGCAAAACAAAUAGCUUCUUCCUCUUAUGUUAAAUUUAUAUUUUUUAAAUUCUUUUUAGAACAGAAUCUGUUAAGGUUGGUUCAAUCACUAUUAGUAAAGAUGUUGCUCUACCCAAAUAUCUUGAUCCUCCUAAAAGUAAGAGAAUUGGAUUCAAAAAAUUACCAGAAUACUCUAUUCGUAGAUUUAGUCAUGUUGAGGAUUUAGUAGAACGAGUUCGAUUGCAAUAAGUUGAUAUCCUUAAAAAAUAUUAAGCAAAAUCCUUUUCAAAAGAUA
Molecule: messenger RNA, 653 nt
Organism: Paramecium sonneborni
Lineage: Eukaryota; Ciliophora; Oligohymenophorea; Peniculida; Parameciidae
Source: the annotation of a GenBank genome assembly